Molecule: messenger RNA, 753 nt
Organism: Staurois parvus
Lineage: Eukaryota; Metazoa; Chordata; Amphibia; Anura; Ranidae
Source: the annotation of a GenBank genome assembly
AUGAAUCUGUUACGAGAACAGAGCCGGACCAGACCUAUUUCCCCCAAAGAGAUUGAACGCAUGGUUGGAAUUAUCCACAGAAAAUUUAGCUCUAUCCAGAUGCAGCUCAAGCAAAGCACAUGUGAAGCUGUAAUGAUUCUUCGCUCCCGCUUCCUCGAUGCUCGGCGGAAGAGGAGAAACUUUAACAAGCAAGCAACAGAAAUCUUGAAUGAGUAUUUCUACUCACACCUCAGUAACCCUUACCCCAGCGAAGAGGCCAAAGAGGAGUUAGCCAAGAAGUGUGGCAUAACGGUGUCACAGGUAUCAAACUGGUUCGGAAAUAAGCGAAUCCGCUACAAGAAGAACAUAGGUAAAUUCCAAGAGGAAGCCAAUAUUUAUGCUGCCAAAACAGCUGUGACUGCUACCAAUGUGUCAGUUCACGGAAGUCAAGCCAAUUCGCCCUCAACUCCCAGUUCUGGUUCCUCCAGUUCUUUUAACAUGUCAAACUCUGGAGAUUUGUUCAUGAGCGUGCAGUCUCUCAAUGGAGAUUCUUACCAAGGUGCCCAGGUUGGAGCCAACGUACAGUCACAGGUGGAUACCCUUCGCCAUGUUAUCAGUCAGACAGGCGGAUACAGUGAGACUCUGACAGCAAAUCAGAUGUACAGUCCGCAGGGCAUCAGUGCUAACGGAGGGUGGCAGGAUGCAGCCACUCCUUCGUCUGUGACUUCCCCUACGGAAGGACCUGGCAGUGUCCACUCUGAUACCUCCAACUGA